This is a messenger RNA of Rhineura floridana, 2281 nucleotides long. It is a transcript of the gene WFDC1, whose product is annotated as WAP four-disulfide core domain 1. Bases 260 to 922 code for a protein of 220 amino acids. The record is from RefSeq and is a predicted model, not a curated record. Gene Ontology annotation, cellular component: extracellular region. The transcript has 6 exons. Gene Ontology annotation, molecular function: peptidase inhibitor activity. Gene Ontology annotation, biological process: regulation of cell growth. NCBI's taxonomy places the organism in Eukaryota, Metazoa, Chordata, Lepidosauria, Squamata, Rhineuridae.
GCACAGCCCUCAGAGCAGCUGCAAGAUCUGAGGACCUGAUCAAACUUGGGGCACGAAAUCUCUUGGACAACAGUCCCAGACCCUCUUUUAGUGCGGAUUGCUGUUUGUGUAUGUGCAAGUAGCUGGAUAAAUUGGACUGUUGCCUGAACAACCAACCUCCUUUUCUUAACCCUUCUGAAGAAAUCUCCUCCUCCCCUGGAUCUGGAGUUCGAGAGUUUUCAGCUUCUGAUGGUGUGAGAAGAGGCAGGCUGAGGUCAGAAUGGGGUGCAGGCAACAUUUCUGUACCGCCAACAUCUUUGCAGCCACCAUGUGCCUGGCGCUUCUCCUGUCUCCGCAGUGCAACUGUGCAAAGAAGCGCUGGAAAAGAGCUCCACACCUGACGCUGGCAGAGAAAUACGAUGACUAUGAGUACCCCCUUCAUUCCCAUGGAAUGCCUUACCAGAAAAAUGACCGCUGCCCCCCUCCGCCGCAGACAUUACCAGACCGAGCGUGCGAGGUGCCCAGCUGCCGCUCAGACUCAGAGUGCGAGAGGCACAAGCGCUGUUGCUACAACGGGUGCAUCUAUGCCUGUCUAGAGUCGGUACCCCCACCCCCAGUUUUAGACUGGUUGGUUCAGCCCAAACCCCGCUGGCUGGGUGGAAACGGCUGGUUACUCGAUGGUCCAGAGGAAGUUUUACAAGCCGAAGCAUGCAGCACCACUGAAGAUGGAGAUGAGCCUUUGCACUGCCCAACAGGAUACGAAUGUCACAUCAUUAACCCUGGCAAUGCCGCUGAGGGCAUCCCUAACAGGGGUCAGUGUAUCAAACUUCGUGGGAACUCUGAUGGAUGGAAUCUGAGACCUAAAUAUUACAAGGAAUAUUUUGGGAGCAGUUCCAAUAAUGUGGUGGGCUACGUGAAACAACAGCAGAAACGCCUCAGUUAAUUCAAGCAAAGCCUCAAGGGGAAUUCUCAGGAUAAAUGGGGCAUGACGUGAAAAUGCACGACAAUGUCUCUACUUCUGUUGCAGCAAACAGGUCUCUCCUGCAUCUUUUCCUGCAGUCUAAGUCAGCAGAACCAACAUGGUGCCUUCCAGAUGUUGCUGGACUCCACCACAUUGGCCCCAGCAAGCACGGUCAAUGGUCAAGGAUGACGGGAGCCGUAAUCCAAUAUCGGGAGGGUACUGCAUUGGCUACCCUGUUCUAGAUUCUGGGAAAUAGAUUUGAUGGAACAGAAUAGCCUUCUCCAACAUGGUGCCCUCCAGAUGGCAUUACACGCCAUCAGCUCCAGCCAGCAUAGUCAGCAGUCAUGGGGGAUGGAAUCAUAAUUCGGCAACAUGGGCAGGGCAUCACAUUGACUUUAUUCUAGACGACAUUCACACCAUACAUUUGUUUCACUAUUAUUCCACUUAAAACAAUCAUGGCAUCCUCCAAAGAAUCCUGGGAUGUGUAGCUUGUGAAGGAUGCUGAAAGUUGCUAGGAGAUGCCCUGUUCCCCUCACAGAGCUACAAUCCCCAGAAGAGGGGAUGACUGUUAAACCACACUGGAGCUGUCAGGGCAAUAGGAGUCUCCUAACUCUCAGCACCCUUCACAAACUACACUUCCCAGGAUACUUUGGGGAAAGCCAUGACUGUUGGAAGUGGAAUAAUAGUGGGAUAAAUGUAUGGUGGGCAGGUGGCCCUGGUUUCCAGCUUUGCUCUGGUUCUUGACUCUCAUCUUGGCUUCACUUUAGGUCCACUUGGUUUAAGACAGAUACUGUAUCCUCUCUGCUGGCUCUAGUUUUCAUUUACUGGAUACUUUCUGACUAAAUGGUUUCUAAUCAUAACCUUCGAAUGUCAUACUCACCCUGCUGUACUUCUUUUUAGCUCAAGAAAGAGUAGGUGUAACCAACCUAGAGCCCUCCAGAUGUUGCUGGACUCCAACUCACAUCAGCCUCAGCCAGCAUGGCCAAAUGUCAGGGAUGAUGGUAUCUGUGGUCCAAGAACAUCCAGAGAGCAUCAUCCUUGGAUUAAACACAGAUAGGAAACUGAGUCACGUAGAGACGCUGCAUGCACAGAGACACAAGUACUUAACUCCCAGUUAGCCUCUGCUGAGCCGCACCUUCACCUUUCACAUGUACUGUAAUGCUUAAAGUCAUGACUUUGAAUGGUGUUCUUGUCCCAAUCUAGAUGUUUUCUGAGCUUGACCUUUUGCUUUAAUUCAUAUUUCAGUAACAGAGAAUUUCUGAUAGGCAAUGAUGUCUUCUCACUUGCACGCAAAAAUAAAUGCAUCUUGCCCACAGGGGGUUGUCCUGUUUAUCAGCUGCU